AUGACCCCUCGCACCCCGGCCCAAGGUCCCGAGCAGCAGGAUGAUCCGCAGGACCACCCUCGGGGCGCGGAAAGCUAUCCGCACGAUGGACAGGAUCACCCGCGGCAGGGGCAUUCCCGAGAGGGCCCUCUUCGACAAGGUUUCGUGCGACAAGGUUUCGCUCGAAAAGAAGAUUUCGCGGCCGAGGACUCUUCGCGGGAGGGUAUCGUGACAGUGCCGGACAUUAUUCGGAGCAACGUGUACGUGGACGGCACGGCGUGCGUGGGCAAGUCGAGUGCGUUAUUGCAGUUGAUGACGCACCCGCGCGUGGCGGACUUGAUUGAGUUUGGCGACUACCGUGAGGACGUCUUGCGUUUCCCGCUGUACCGACAGAAGUAUCGGAUGAAGUACGCUAACAAGUUGUAUUCUACGUGGUUGCUGAUUCGGUUGAAGAGCGGUCGUAUUUACGAUCGUUGUUUUUUGGCGGACUUUGUGUACGAAAUCAUCUUCGACAUUUUGACCGCGCAGACGAACGAGACGGGCCACUACCAGUUUGACGCGGACGGGCGGUUGGAGAAGCCGCGGGGCGAGGUGGGGCCGGACGGGUUGGAUGUGUCGACGUACGAGGACGCGCACGUCCGACGUUGCAUGGAAGUGGCUCUGGACCACUUGGAGCCGGCGAUUCAGGAGAUUUUGCGGACGAUGUGCGUGGUGGUUUGCGUGGACGGGGAUGUGGAGACAGUGAUGGCGCGAAUGGUGGCGCGGAACAACGGGAUUGACGUGCUGGACCCGCGUUACGUGUUGUAUCAGAAUGCGGCUUUUCGGUACGUCGCCGAGCGGUUUGGGUGGAUCACGCUGGAGAAGACGCGCGAGGAGUCGAUGACCAGCUACGUGCAACGGGUACACGAACAAGCAGUGGCCAGUUGGGAAAAAGUGAAGUGCCAAGGAGCCAGUCAGGAAUCUAGUUCCGCGCAGAGGCCAAGCGAUGUCCGGCAGGCGCGGUUCAGAACCGAGUGA
Gregarina niphandrodes is the source of this 996-nucleotide messenger RNA. RefSeq lists its product as hypothetical. The coding region runs from base 1 to 996 and encodes 331 amino acids. NCBI's taxonomy places the organism in Eukaryota, Apicomplexa, Conoidasida, Eugregarinorida, Gregarinidae. The transcript has a single exon. The record is from RefSeq and is a predicted model, not a curated record.